GCGCGUGCGCGAACGAAGCGCGGGCUUUUCUGUAGCGGCGCUAUGGGCGAGGCCUACACGCCGGUGGAGGCUGCGCUGGGGACCGAGGAGAGCUUCCUCUCUCUGGCAGACAUCCUCAUGUCGCAAGAGAGGCUGCCGUGCCGCGCUGAGAUCAAACUACCUCGCCUCGCCACCGUCUUGGGUAAAGCGGCCAGUGCCGCCGCCGCCUCCUCAGACAACGCGCUCCCUGAGGUGAGCUAACAUCCCGCCACCCUCCUGGACGGAAUGACUACAACUCCCGACAGCUUCAGGUCGGAAGUGACGAUACAGAACGGGAGGUUCAGACUUCCGUUCAAAUCGGCUUUGCCCAUAGAUCUAUAAGGCGACUUCGUUACCACGGCGAGUUUCCGGGUUGAGUUUGAAGUGUCUCGGAGGACAAUGAGAAAUCCCGGGAUUUCAGUGGGGGAAUCCAAGAUAGUUGUAUGACUGAAAUGGCACAAUGGGUCGGUGCAUCUGGCUGUUAACCAGAAGGUUGGUUGGUAGAGCUCAACCAGAGACGGCUGCGGACAGGAUUCCUGCACUGCAGGGGGUUGGACUAGAUGACCCUGGGGGUCCCUUUCUAUGAUUGUAUGAAUGCAGAAGGUAGCAGCAAGGGCAGCUGUUCAUGUUCUUGUAACUCAAGCCUUCUCUUUUUAAUCUUUUCCCUUAAUGAGGUCCUAAAUAAUUUAAAAGUGCAAUGCAUCUGAAUGCAGGUCAGCAGAGCAUGAGGCUUCUGCAUGCCUUUGGGCUCUGGAUGGGCAACCCAAGUACAGUGGUACCUCAGGUUAAGUACUUAAUUCGUUCCGGAAGUCCGUACUUAACCUGAAACUGUUCUUAACCUGAAGCACCACUUUAGCUAAUGGGGCCUCCUGCUGCUGCCGUGCCGCCGGAGCAUGAUUUCUGUUCUCAUCCUGAAGCAAAGUUCUUAACCUGAAGCACUAUUUCUGGCUUAGUGGAGUCUGUAACCUGAAGCAUUUGUAACCCGAGGUACCACUGUAGAUCAUGCUUCUUCGUGGCUGGUGCUCCAAGCCGGCUUGGAGCUCCUGGGAAGGAGAGGCUAAGGCUUGCUCUGGCUCAAGAGAGUAGAGCCCAAACCUUUUUAGACUUCACCCAAACUUUGGCACCUGAGGAGGGGGAGGGGGUCCAUCUUGAGGGAGGGUCCACAGCUCAGCGGUGGAGCAUCUGCUUCGCAUGCAGAAGGCCCCUGGUUCAAUCCCUGGCAUCUCCAGGUAGGGCUGGGGAAGAAGCCUUCGUGAAACCCCAGUGGGCUGCUGCCAGUCAGUAUAGACUGUACUGAGCUAGAUGGACCAAUGGUGUGACAUGGUAUCAGGCAGCUUCCUGUGUUCCUCUCCUCUGUAGCUACAGGGCUGUCCCCAACCUGCUGUUCUCCAGUUCUUUUGAACUGCAACUUCCUUGGGAACUACAGCUGUAAAGCUAUUGUAGCUAACAGUUUCAGCCACAUUCACCUUCCCACUGCAAUAUGAGGUUAUUUAUCAUUUGUUGCAUAUAUAUCCUCUUCUCCAAGGAGCUCAAGGUAGCUCCCUGUUCAUUUAAUCCCCACAACAUUCCUGUGAGCUAGGUUUAGCUGAGAGGACAGUGACUGGCCCAAGAUCACUCAGUGGGCUUCAUGGCUGAGCGGGAAUUUGAGUCCUGGUCUGACAUUCUAACCACUACACCACACUGGCUCUCUUUAUAUGGCAUGAAAGUUAGAGCAAAUGUCUUAAUUUACAUUUUCUGUACUUUUUACCACACGCAUAAAUUUGUGGUGCACCUUACUUUGGAACCAUUUUUAAAAAAAAUUCUAGAGCAAUAAAAAUAUUAUUGCUUUGUUUGACCUUUAUCUUUCAAAUCCAUUUUUAAAAGCCUGAAACCAUUUCAUUAUAGAUUGACAACAGUUAAUCCUUUUCUUUUGUCUUUCUGAAGUAACUUUAAUCAAAUUCUCAGAUAUUAUUACAGUUAAAAUGUAAAAACAUUCUAUUCACAGUAUUGUUUUUUAAAGUUUGCUAUCUCCAUUUGGAAUGAUUCUAAUUUUGUAAUUUUCCAGUCUCUUUAUUUCAUUCCUACCCUUUUUUAUAUACAUCUCUACACUUCCCUGUGCUAUUUUGUGUAGAAAUAUAACCUGACACAAUAAAAAAAUAUAACAAAAUUUUAUUAGGGUUACCCAAAUCAAGCAUCCCAAUAGCGUCAAACCACUUAAGAUUAUAGUGUAAAAACACAUAUUUUCGUUACUGUUCUGGUAGUCUAAAAUGUAUGGAAAGUCUGCUAUUGUCUAUUCCUUAAUUUUACCUGUUCAUCUGGGAGACACUGCCAGUACAAUUUUGUUCAAAUGUCUGAAACUGUUAUCCUCCCAACUCCCCCUCCCAAAAUGUUAGAAUCACUUUAUAUUGCUUCCCUGUCCUACACCACAUCCCAAAUGUGAGGCAGAAUGUGCUUCAACCCCGCAAUUUCAGUGCAGUUUCUGUUUGUGCAAGUUUCUCUUUAGGCUGCAAACAAAUUUGCUUCCAAGUUACUAUGGCAGCCAAUGCAAGUUUCUUGGAGUACAUAACACGGCUGCAAGUCUGCUACAGUUUUAUGUAUACUGCUUAUUGUUGGUUUUCACCUUGUUUGUAUUUUGAUUUAUACAGGGCUCAAAGCUGGAAAUCCCCCUCUGGCUGGCCAAAGGCUUAUAUGACAACAAACGGAGGAUCCUUUCUGUGGAAUUGCCAAAGAUUUACAAGGAGAGCUGGCGGACGGUGUUAAAUGCAGAUGCCAAUGUGGUUGACCUGCAUAAAUUGGGGCCAUACUACUAUGGAUUUGGCUCCCAGCUGCUGAAUUUUGACAGUCCUGAAAAUACUGAACUAGCUCAGACUAUAUUGCAGGUAAAACACCGAAUUUGACAGAAGGCUUCUUCCCCUUAAUGCUUCUGAGCUCUCUGUGCUAUGGCUUCUUUUGGUAGUGAAGUGUUGCUCUUUGAGAGCUGUUUAAACGUUCAUAGCAACCUUCCCACCCAAUUUUCCCCUGUGCUUUUUUGACUUAUCAUGGCAAGUACAACACUUGCUUCAGUGCCAAAUGGCAAAGACCUUCAUUAGAAUCAACCAAAGUGCCGCUAAAUUUUGAGCAAGCUUUCAAGUUCUUCAACUCUCUUCAUCUGAAUGAAUGUUCAACAAAACAGGAGGGAGGGGGAGGGGAGGGUAGAAAGAGUUGAGCAGGAUCUUGUCACUCCAAAUCUACAGUUCACAACUAUCUUAAAAUGGGAGUGCAGGAGAGGCUAUGCAGACAUAAAUAGAUAAGCCUCACCAGGUGUCAGACAUGGCAGGAUGUGCCCAGGGCUGCUGUGACAAAGAGGUGACAGUGGCUGCGUCCUCAUUUUUGGAAAAUAAAGUGUGUAGCAUUUAUUCAUGUCAGUAUCCAGUGCUAGACUUUAUCUAGAUUUACUUAUAAUUAUUUUGUUUGUUUAUUAUUUGUAGUAAUAGCCUAAAUGACCCUGGGGUGGGUUACAGAAAUAUCCUAGUUAAAAGCACACAGUAGUGGCACAAGAUAAAACUUGGGAGGGGAGGUCAUUCCAUAACCUGGGAGCCACCACAGAGAAGGCCCUCUCACUGGCCACUGUCCAUUGGCACACACAGGCAGGUUGAUGUGGGAGGAGGUGUAUCUUCAUAUAUUUUGGGCUGAAGUCAUUUCAGGCCCUGUAUGUCAGUGCCAAAUUGGGCUAGGCAACUACUGCAGAUCUUUCAAGACUGUUGUAAUGUGUGUCUGGCACUCACUAGCAGUGUGACUGCUGCAUUCUGCACAAGUUGCAGCUUCCAAACCAUCUUCAAGUGCAUUGCAGUAGUACAGUCUGGAAGUCACCUGGGCUUGGAUCAUUGUGGCCAAACUAUCCCUGACCAGGAAGGGCCAUACCAACCAGAGCUGGACAUAGGCUCUCCUAGCCACCAAGGCCACCUGGUCCUCAGGUAACUUAGAUGCUUCCAGGGGAGUACCAACCCAUCUCCCUACCACCUGGACUUGAGUACCUGCAGCACACAGUACCUCUCCUGUCCAGAUUCAGUUUAAUGUAUGGGUCCACAUUACCAGCUCCAGGCAGUGGUCAAGCACCUGAAUUGCCUCUCCUGUUUCAAAUGGAGCAUGCUUUGCAUGGUACACUAAAGGCCAAUUUGGAUAGUUUUUCCUAGUGUUUUGGAGGGCAUGUUAUCUCCAAAAGUUUUAAGUCCCACCUUCGUUUGCUAGAAUAUCAUUUCUUUCCUGUUUUAAAAUCCUAUUCUUAGACAGCUAAACAUGGUAUUAUCCAAGCACAGAAAAUUGGAGGUAGCGGCAUUGAUCCAUUGCAAAAACUAAACCAAAUCCAUUGGAUUGUCAUUAAGUAAAUGGCCUUCUAUGGCCUAGAUGCUACCAUGGUCCCAAAUCAUUAUACUCAUAAUUCAGCCACAGCAAGCCUCAGUCAAAGGAGAAGCUAACUUGACCCAGAUCUUUCUGUCUCUUCCCAGGCCAGGACCCACACCAGCCCUGUUCCAUGCCUUCCUUGAGUGCUUUUGCCUGCCUGGAAUGUGUCCUUGAUCUGUGAUAAUACCUUUUGCUUCCCUGGGUGGAGGUGGAGGUGUGUGUGUGUGUAGAAAUCUCUGACGUUUGUGUGGCUGAAAUGUAGCCCAUUGUACAAAGGUUAGGCUUGCAUCCAUUAUUCUUCCCGCUUUUGCCUCUGACCUCGCUAACAUGCAGCCCCAAGAAGGUUGGCCAUGAUGGACUGUGACCUUGGGCUGGAAAAAGUCACCCACCCGCCGACUGCUGCUAUAGUUUGUUAACCUGGUCCUGUGUGUAGCCUGGCGCUCCCUUUGGCUACUUGAGCCUACUCAGGACUUCCUUCCAUUCUAAGUAACUCUGCUUCCCUCUUCAGACAUUUAUUGGCCGAUUCCGUCGCAUCAUGGACUCUUCCCAGAAUGCAUUCAAUGAGGACACGUCUGUGCUGGUAGCCCGUCUGGAUGAGUUGGAACGAGCCUUAUUUCAAGCAGGCCAGAAAGGACUUAAUGACUUCCAGUGCUGGGAAAAGGGUCAGGCCUCCCAGAUCACAGCAUCCAGCCUAAUCCAGAAUUACAAGAAGAGAAAAUUUUCUGACUUGGACAGCUGAGUGCAUGAAGGGCACAGUUGACACUUCCAUGGCAAGAGACAAAAGAGGAAAUGAUGUUCAUUUUAUGAAUUGAAAAUCUCCCUGGUAACAUCUUGAGAUUGAACUAGAGCAUAUUUCUGAGGAAUGUUGGCUAACACUGUGUGGCCUGCACCCGUCCACUCACUCUUCUAAGGACGUACAAGAUUAUUCUGGGUUUGUGUCUGAAUGGAUACAAUCAAUUGGAACAAAUCUUAUUGGGCAAUAAUUAACAUUUUAUUCAAUCUAAUGCAGCUAUGUUUUAAUCUUUCAAGUGAUGACUCUAGAAAUGCAGGGCAAAAGGAUGAACAAUUCUCAGGCAAAUGAGUUUGCCCUCAGAAAUCAUCACUGGAGUAUUUGUACAUAGUCUACCAGGUUAUUGCCUUUGCUUUUAUUUGCUAGAAAAGUGAUCUUUCUUAGGGAGAAAAGGCAGCUCCAAUAUAUUUUAAUGUGCCUCUUGGUGCCUGCCCAUUGGAAGCUUCCUGUCCAAGGGGCUUAGCUACUCUACUUAAUCUUAAUUUAGUGGGCAGCUUUCCCAGUCCUUUGAAAUGCAGUUUUCUGAAUGGAGUUGGGAUCUUUUAACUGAGAAUUCUCAGCACUCGCAAAACUGCUUCUCCCACAAUUUAUUGGAGGAAGCUGUUGCACUUAAAUAGCUUAGGCUUUUAAUCUAAAUGACAUUUUAUCCUGCUUCCAUUGUGUAUUGCUUAUUUUGGCGGAGGGAGGGAUAAAUGUCCCACUCCCGCCCGCUAUUUCUCUGCCUUUGCUGCAGACUCAGCUUGACAACCCAUGAGCCCCUCUGUACCAUCCCCUGGCAUGGAUUUCCCUAUGUUCCAGGAAAGUAUAUGCUCUCUUCAACAUCCUCUGUCUUGGGAAUCUCCAGGUUCCAGAUUUUGCAUUCUGGGUUCUGUUCCAUCCUUAACAGCAUAAUUUCAGUGUAGGUGAAAAUUAGUAAUCCCUUUUACAGUUUCCCUUUUACAAUUUGUUUAGCAUUGCAUUAUAAAUAAAACUGGUUUUAGCAAAA
Messenger RNA from Podarcis lilfordi (Lilford's wall lizard), 6152 nucleotides. Lineage: Eukaryota; Metazoa; Chordata; Lepidosauria; Squamata; Lacertidae. The record is from the annotation of a GenBank genome assembly.